Messenger RNA from Trichomonas vaginalis G3, 162 nucleotides. RefSeq lists its product as uncharacterized. Bases 1 to 162 code for a protein of 53 amino acids. NCBI's taxonomy places the organism in Eukaryota, Parabasalia, Trichomonadida, Trichomonadidae. The transcript has a single exon. The record is from RefSeq and is a predicted model, not a curated record.
AUGAAUAACAAUCUUCCUACUCAAGUAGUCAAGGCUCCUAUUCAAACUCAAAACCGUCCUCAAACAAAUCAAGUCCCGCAAGGAUCUCCAUCAUCAGACGAUGAAAGACCUCAGUUUGGCACUGAUACUGAAUCUCCAGACUCUGCUAUUUCCAAUGAGUGA